Mesorhabditis spiculigera is the source of this 222-nucleotide messenger RNA. NCBI's taxonomy places the organism in Eukaryota, Metazoa, Nematoda, Chromadorea, Rhabditida, Rhabditidae. The record is from the annotation of a GenBank genome assembly.
AUGCACAAAUUCAAGGAGUCCCUCACGGCGAUGAUCGGCGACUUCGCCAACAUGAACAAAACACCGGAUUUUAAGCACGAGGAGCUCGAAGAGAGCCACACCGCUUUAAAGGAAGUAGACGAACACGACGACGAGGACGAGACCCUGACCGAGGCCGAGGAGGAGCGGAUCCGCGCGCGGAUCGCCGAGCAGCGCGAGCGUCGCCCAUCCAGUUAUUUGCUG